Messenger RNA from Dibothriocephalus latus, 243 nucleotides. The record is from the annotation of a GenBank genome assembly. NCBI's taxonomy places the organism in Eukaryota, Metazoa, Platyhelminthes, Cestoda, Diphyllobothriidea, Diphyllobothriidae.
AUGGAAAGACGACAGUACCUGGAACUCGACACAGAAAUUUCCGUGAAGAGCGGUCUACGCGAUGUGCAGUGCAACUUUUGGAAUCAUGUCCUUCCAACACUCACUAGAACCUACUUGUUGUCGAAUUUAAAGCGGCCAUUCGGUGACACUUGCCCCAACAUGGAGCCCUACCUUUAUGAAAAGGAGGUCCUGGAGACGUUUCUGCCCGGCGGUGAGUGUGCCUUGCCUAAUUUUUUGUCUUAA